Molecule: messenger RNA, 3044 nt
Organism: Phacochoerus africanus (Common warthog)
Lineage: Eukaryota; Metazoa; Chordata; Mammalia; Artiodactyla; Suidae
Product: zinc finger protein 420
Exons: 5
Coding region: 416-2482 (688 amino acids)
Biological process (GO): regulation of transcription by RNA polymerase II
Cellular component (GO): nucleus
Molecular function (GO): DNA-binding transcription factor activity, RNA polymerase II-specific; RNA polymerase II cis-regulatory region sequence-specific DNA binding
Source: RefSeq, a predicted model, not a curated record
GGGGAGAGCUGGUUCUAGCGGCAGGUCCAGGAACCCAGCUGCGUUAGCGGACUGGGUCUCCUAGCAACCUGGCAGGCCAGCCAUGGCCGGCGGGGAGCGGGACUACAUUUCCCAGAGACAUCACGUCCCGAACGCGGCUUCAUUUCCGUUUGUUCGCGCGAUUUGGGGGCCUUGCGUGGGGAGAGGGCUGCGUCUGCAGAGGAGCUUGGCCUGGCUCCCGCAGCGGGGGGCGAACCUGAGACCAGGCGCCGGACCCUGGGCCCUGAACUGCACUGUCUGUCGAGCACCCAGAGGAAGAAAGAAUGGCUGUUUUACAAUCAAAAGGAAGCUCCAGGCACUGCCUUUUGCAGACUCUGUGCUUCUCUAAGAUAGGAAUCCAGAAGAUAAUUGAUCAUUUCUUGCAGCUGUAAAAACCAUGGCUCAGAGAUCAGUAAUGUUCAGGGAUGUUGCCAUUGACUUCUCUCAGGAAGAGUGGGAAUACCUGGAUUCUGCUCAAAGGGAUUUGUAUAGAGAUGUGAUGUUGGAGAACUAUAGUAACUUUGUAUCACUCGACUUACCUUCAAGGGGUACAAACAAGGACUUAUCUCCAAAAAAGGACACUUCUGAAACAGAAUUAUCUCAAUGGGAAAUGAGUGCCAGGCUUGACAACUGUAAUCUUGAGGAAUCCAGUUCCAGAGAUUAUUUGGAAGUCAAACGCACAUUGGAAAAGCCACAAGAAAAUCAGGAGGAAUGUUUCAGGCAAGGAAUAACCAUAUAUGAAAAAAUGUCUAUUUUCAACCAGCAUACUUAUUUAUCUCAACAUGCUAUGUGUCACUCUACUGAGAAACCCUAUAAAUGUAAGGAAUGUGGGAAGGCCUUUAGACGAGCCGCACAUCUAACUCAACAUCAGAGUAUUCAUACUGGUGAAAAACCCUAUGAAUGUAUGCAGUGUGGGAAGGCCUUUAGUCGUGACUCACAACUCAGUCUUCAUCAGAGACUUCAUACUGGUGAGAAACCCUAUGCCUGCAAAGAAUGUGGGAAGGCCUUUACUCAGAGCUCUCAGCUUAUUUUACAUCAUAGGACUCAUACUGGUGAAAAACCAUAUAAGUGUGAAGAAUGUGGGAGAGACUUUAUUCGUAGCUCACAACUCAGCCGACAUCAAAAAGUUCAUACUGGGGAGAAACCUUAUAAAUGUAAAGAAUGUGGGAAGGCCUUUACUCAGAAUUCACAACUUACUCUGCACCAGAGACUUCAUACUGGUGAGAAACUCUAUGAAUGUAAAGAAUGUAGAAAGGUCUUUACGCAGCUCUCCCAACUUAUUCUUCAUAAGAGAAUUCAUACUGGUGAAAAACCCUAUGAGUGUAAGGAGUGUGGCAAAGCUUUUAUUUGUGGCUCACAGCUUUCUCAACAUCAAAAGAUUCAUAAUGGGGAAAAGCCAUAUGAAUGUCAGGAAUGUGGAAAGGCCUUUAUUCGUGGCUCAUUACUUAUGCAGCAUCAGAGGAUUCAUACUGGUGAAAAACCCUAUAAAUGUGAAGAAUGUGGGAAGGCUUUUAUCCGUGGCUCACAGCUUACUCAACACCAGAGAAUUCAUACCAAUGAGAAGCCCUACGAAUGUAAGGAAUGUGGGAGAACCUUUAGUCAUGGCUCACAACUUUCUCAGCAUCAGAGAAUUCAUACUGGUGAGAAACCCUAUCAGUGUAAGGAAUGUGGAAAGGCCUUUAAUCGUGGCUCCCUCCUUACUCGACAUCAACGGAUUCAUACUGGCGAAAAACCCUAUGAAUGUAAAGAAUGUGGAAAGACAUUUAGUCGUGGCUCAGAACUUACUCAACAUGAGAGAAUUCACACUGGUGAGAAACCCUAUGAGUGUAAGGAAUGUGGGAAGUCUUUUAUUCGUGGCUCACAGCUUACUCAACAUGAGAGAAUUCACACUGGUGAGAAACCCUAUAAAUGUAAAGAAUGUCGAAUGGCCUUUACACAGAGUUCACAUCUUUCUCAACAUCAGAGACUUCAUACUGGUGAGAAACCCUAUGUAUGUAAUGAAUGUGGGAAGGCCUUUGCUCGUGGGUUACUACUUAUACAGCAUCAGAGAAUUCAUACAGGUGAGAAACCAUAUCAGUGUAAGGAGUGUGGGAAGGCCUUUAUUCGUGGUUCACAACUUACUCAACAUCAGCGAAUUCACACUGGAGAAAAACCCUAUGAAUGCAAGGAAUGUGGGAAAGCCUUUAGUCACGGUUCUCAACUUACUCUACAUCAGAGAAUUCACACUGGUGAGAAACCCUAUGAAUGCAAAGAGUGUAGAAAAGCCUUUACUCAGAGUUCACAUCUUUCUCGACAUCAGAGAGUUCAUACUGGUGAGAAACCAUAUCAAUGUAAGGAAUGUGGGAAGGCCUUUACUCGUGGUUCACAACUAACUCAACAUCAAAGAAUUCAUAUCAGUGAGAAAUCCUUUGAGUAUAAGGAAUGUGGGAUAGACUUCAAUCGUGGCUCACAAGUUUAUAUAUGAAUUCUCUGAUUCUUUGUGAUUAAUACAGAGAGUCUUCUCUGGACUUUAACCCGUGAUCAUCAAAGAAUGCUUAAAAUGUGAAUGUCGAAACAUAUUUGCUUCAUAAAGUUUAGCAUCAGUGAAUUUGUAUGGGGGAAAGCUAAUGAUAAUGUAAUCCAUGUAGGAAAACCUAUCAUUACUGGAAAUCUAUUAAACUUUAGCAGAUUAUAAAAGAAUAAUUCUUUUAAUGUAAAUAUAAGAAGAUUUUUAGCCAUAGCAUAUGUCUUUUUCAAAAUUAUCUUGACUCUUGCAGUUGCUUUCCUUUGUGACGUUUAUCAUGAUAGUUAACCUCUGCUUUGGUUUAAUCAGUUGUCAGGCAGACCUAAGAAUAAUUCCUUCCUUAUAAGAUUCUUGGGAGUAUUAUGUAAGUUCUUACCUGUAAAGUUCUUAGAACAGUGCCUUCAACAUGGCAUAUUACAAACAUUAGCAGUCAUUAUUACUUGUGUUAUUUUAGAGAAUUUGCAUGAGAUGAGAACUUUUAUUAUUAUAAUGAAUAGUGAGAAAUCUUUUUUUUUUUUCCCCU